AUGAAUGAAUAUCGUAUUUCAAUGUCGCAUAAGCCAGUUGUUUCUUUCCAUAAAUUACCUAUCGAACUUGUUUAUCGUAUUCUUGACUUCCAAAGUAUUCUCACUCUCUUAUGUUCGAUGCGAAAUGUUUGCAAACGAUUCAAUCAAAUUAUCGAUAGUUACGAUCGAUAUCGACAAGAGUGCGAUAUCUUAUGGCUUGACGAUUGUAAAAUUGACGAUGUCAAAGUACAAAACAUAGCCAAGACGCUAAGCAAUGAUACAGUUAUUAUUAAAUUGAUCAUUUACUGUAAUGAGAUCGGACAUGUCGGUGCAAAACAUCUGGCCGAUGCGUUAAGAAGCAAUACGACCUGUACUUAUUUGGAUAUCAGAAACAAUCGGAUUGGAGAUCUCGGGGUCGAACAUUUGGCUAGUGCAUUAAAAAUAAAUACAACACUCACUGGACUAUACCUUAAUGAUAAUAAUAUUGGUCAUGUGGGAGCGAAACACUUAGCUGAUAUGUUAAAAAACAAUACUACAUUGACUAGAUUAUCCGUUUAUAACAAUCAGAUUGGAGAUGAUGGUGCAUAUCAUUUCGCUGAUGCAAUAAAAUAUAAUACUACACUAGAAGAAUUAAAUCUCAGUUGGAAUGAAAUCGGACGUGUUGGAGCAGAAUAUCUCGCCGAAGCCUUGAUGAACAACACGACACUCAAAGAACUCACUUUCAAUGAAAACUCAAUCGGUGAUCGUGGGAUACAACAUUUUGCUAACGUUUACAGAUGCAAUACAAUGUUUUCCAGUCUGGAUCUAAGUUGUUGUGAAAUAGGAGAAGCUGGAGUGCAAUAUCUUGCUGAUGCAUUACAAAAUAACAUGACGUUGACAGUAAUUCAUCUCGACCAUAAUUUGAUUAAGGACGUUGGUGGACAGUGUUUAGCUAACGUGUUAAAAACAACAAAAACACUUACUGUGUUAACUCUUGAGAAAUGUGGUAUCGAAGAUGUUGGCACUCAAUACCUGGCCACUGCGUUGAAGAGUAAUGCGACUCUCAAAUGUCUAAAUCUCUCACGCAAUGGCAUCACAAAUAUUGGAGCGCAACAUCUUGCUGAUGCAUUGCAACAUAAUGUGACACUUACUAAGCUAGACCUUGCAUUCAAUACUAUUGGAGAUCGCGGAGCACGAUAUUUAGCUAAUGGUCUAAUGAAUAACAUGGCAAUAACCGAUUUAAAUCUGAAUUAUAACACAUUCGGCGACACCGGAACGCAGCAUUUUGCAGAUGUCAUACGCACGAAUACCAAACUUACUGAUCUAGGUAUCGGCGGUGAUAAUAUUGGACCUGCGACAGGACAAAUUCUGUUGGAUGCAUUGAGAAGCAACACGACAUUAACUUCACUCGAUUUCGACAAUGAAUCUGUCGGCUGGGAUAUUUCUCAUAUAAUCGAUGAGUAUAUUGAACGGAAUUGCAAACUAUCAAAGGUGUAUUGA
This is a messenger RNA of Adineta ricciae, 1458 nucleotides long. NCBI's taxonomy places the organism in Eukaryota, Metazoa, Rotifera, Eurotatoria, Adinetida, Adinetidae. The record is from the annotation of a GenBank genome assembly.